Messenger RNA from Nerophis lumbriciformis (worm pipefish), 3489 nucleotides. NCBI's taxonomy places the organism in Eukaryota, Metazoa, Chordata, Actinopteri, Syngnathiformes, Syngnathidae. The record is from RefSeq and is a predicted model, not a curated record.
AUGAAGAAGUUUCGUAAGGUGUUGGACGGCUUGACCACCUCCUCUCCGGGUGGCGGGACUAUGGGAUCGCCGUCGUGUGGCAGCGCCGCCGGGACCCCCACAGCGGCGCCCACCCCCAAAGAGAUCGACGUGCAAGAGACUCUCGUGUCAGAAAACUUUCAGCUGUGUAAGACGGUGCGCCAUGGUUUCCCCUACCAGCCCACUGCUUUGGCCUUUGACCCUGUGCAAAAGAUCCUGGCCAUCGGCUCCAGAUCAGGUGGUGUUCGAAUACUGGGUCGACCUGGGGUUGACUGCUUUUGUCAGCAUGAGAGCGGUGCAGCUGUUCUUCAACUACAGUUCCUCAUCAACGAGGGAGCAUUAGUCACAGCCUGCGCAGAUGACACGUUACACUUGUGGAAUCUUCGUCAGAGGCGACCUGCUAUCCUGCAUUCACUUAAGUUCAACAGAGAAAGGAUCACAUUUUGCCACCUUCCAUUUCAGAGUAAAUGGCUUUAUGUGGGGACGGAGCGUGGGAACACACAUAUCGUCAACAUCGAAUCCUUCAUUUUGUCUGGAUACGUCAUCAUGUGGAACAAAGCCAUCGAACUAUCAACUAAGACUCAUCCAGGACCUGUAGUUCACUUGAGUGACAGCCCAAAAGAUGAAGGCAAGCUUCUGGUCGGGUUUGAGAGUGGGACAAUAGUGCAGUGGGAUCUCAGGGCCAAAAAGGCUGACUUCAGGAUCUACUACGAUGAGGCCAUCCACUCAGUCAGCUGGCAUCAUGAAGGAAAGCAGUUUAUGUGCAGCCACUCAGACGGCAGCCUAACAGUAUGGAACCUCAGAAACACCUCAAAGCCUAUCCAGGUUACAUUCCCACAUGGUAAAAUACAAAAAGAUGGAAAGAAGGAAUCAUGUAAACCCAUACUGAAAGUGGAUUACAAGACUUCAAGGAACAGUGAGCCUUUUGUCAUCUUCUCUGGAGGUCUUUCAUACGACAAGGCAGGACGGCGGCCUACGUUAACCAUCAUGCACGGCAAGGCAAUCACAGUGCUCGAGAUGGACUAUCCUAUUGUUGAGUUCAUGACUCUUUGUGAGACUCCAUACAAUAACGAAGUCCAAGAUCCUUAUGCAGUGGUGGUGCUUUUAGAAAAGGAUUUAAUAGUGGUGGAUCUAACACAGAGCAACUUCCCUGUCUUUGAGAACCCCUACCCCAUGGACAUCCAUGAGUCUCCAGUUACAUGCACAGCUUAUUUUGCAGACUGCCCUCCAGACAUCAUCCCUGUUCUCUACUCCAUAGGCGUUAAACACAAGAAAACAGGCUACAGUCAAAAGGAAUGGCCAGUUAGUGGGGGAAUGUGGACGUUAGGCUCGCACACCUACCCGGAGAUCAUAAUCACUGGACAUGCAGAUGGAUCAAUCAAGUUUUGGGACGCGUCAGCAAUUACUCUUCAGAUGCUAUACAAGUUGAAGACCAACAAAGUGUUUGAAAAGCCCAAACCAAAUGAGAGUCGUGCAGCAGAACUGGUGGAUGAUGACCCCUUUGCAGUCCAGAUGGUCAGCUGGUGUCCCCAAAGUCGCAUCUUUUGUGUUGUUGGGAUCUCGGCCCACAUCAUCCUGUACCGCUUCAGCAAAUAUGAUGCCAACACUCAGAUUGUGUCUUUAGAAGUGCGACUGCAGUGUGAUCCAGAAGAUGUCAUCUCUCCAUCUGAAAAUGAAAACAAUCCCUGCUUCUCAGAGCCCCACUCAGGCUCCCACUCCCCUCAGCCCCAUCACCACCAACACCCACCGAGCCCUGGUGGCGGAACACCAGAGUCUUUCAAAGACAGCACACCCUGCCUUAAAGUGAAGGAUCGGGUGGUGCGGGUACCUCCUGGCUACCAGGCAGAACUGGUGAUCCAGCUGCCUUGGAUAGAUGGAGAACCUCCACAGCAGAUAUCAAGCUUGGACAUCAACUCCGCUUAUGGCCUUUUGGCAUUCGGGAACUGCAAUGGCCUUGCGGUGGUUGACUACUUGCAGAAAACCAUCUUGUUGUGCAUGUCCACACUGGAUCUGUACGGAGCCGCCGAUCCCUAUCAACGCCUUACCCGCUCCCCUCGCAGGAACAGACAGUCCACCUCAGGCCUUACUGAACUAUCUGACAACCAGCAGUCUGUUGACAUGGAAAGAAGCAAGUCGCCCACCUCAGAUCAUGUCAAUGGACAUUGCACUAGCCCCACCUCUCAACCCUGUUCCGCGGGGAAGCCUCGUGUCCCGAUGGGUCCCGAGGGGCCACGGCUUGCCCGCAGAGGCCCUGGCCGGCCGCCGUUCCGCAAGGCCCAGUCUGCUGCUUGCAUGGAGAUCUCUUUGCCUGUGUCCCACACUGAAGAGAGCCGUGAAAACUCCUUCAGCCGCUCACGCAGCUCCAGUGUCUCAAGCAUUGACCGGGACACCAAAGAGGCAAUCACCACAUUGCAGUUCGGGGAGUCUUUUGGGCGAAAGAGCGAUACUCUGCCCACGCCAUGUCUGUGGGUCGGGACUAGCCUUGGUGUGAUCUUGCUCAUCCCCAUGUCUAUUCCUACUGACCAGGAGGAGAGGAUGGAGGAGGCCAUCACCAUUGGUCCCUGUGGUGCAGUUCUGAUGCUAAAGGGCUCUGUGUUGCGCUUUGGCUUCUUGGACUGCAUGGGUGCACUUCUUCAAACCCCCUACGAGGUUUGGCGUGAUCUCAAUGCGCCAGAAGACCCUGACCGACCACGAAAGCGCAAGCUGGUGCACUACUCGCCCUCAUCCUCCCAGGACACCUACGGAGAUGGACAUCUGGCUAUUGUGUGCUCCGAGAGGCAGGCCAAAGUUUUCUUGAUGCCCUCACAGUCUUGCCUCUUUGUCCACAACAUCACGGAAUCGUCAUUCGUCCUGCGCUCUGAUUUGGUUUCGGUGUGUAACAGUGUGUGCCUCGCAUGCUUCUGCGCCAACGGACACGUUAUGACGCUCAGUUUGCCCAGUUUAAGACCACUGAUGGAUGUUAAUUACCUGCCUCUGACAGACAUGCGCAUUGCAAGAACCUUUUGCUUCACCAACGGGGGACAGGCACUUUAUCUCAGUUCCCCGACAGAGAUCCAGAGAAUUACAUACAGCCAGGAAAUGUAUGACAAUCUGCAGGAAAUGCUGGGAGAGCUCUUUACACCAACAGAAACACCAGAGGCCCAGAAUAGAGGCUUCUUAAAGGGCUUCUUCGGUGGCAAUGCACACACAUUCGAUAGAGAGGAGCUCUUUGGAGAGGCAGCAGCAGGUAAGGCUUCACGGAGCUUGGCCCAGCACAUCCCUGGUCAGGGAGGGGUGGAGGGCAUGAAGGUGGCAGCGAGCGGAGCAGUGGGUGAGCUAGCCAGGGCACGCAUUGCUCUAGAUGAGAGAGGCCAGAGACUUGGUGAGCUGGAAGAGAGAACAGCGCUCAUGAUGACCAGUGCAGAAAGUUUCUCCAAGCAUGCUCAUGAGCUCAUGUUGAAGUGCAAAGACAAGAAAUGGUAUCAGUUCUAA